UUCAACAGCAUAUGGGUAACGAGUUGCUGAAAUGUGUAAUGUAACCGUUAUGAGUGUUUUAGUCUGUUAGUAAUAUCUACGGAAUUGCGUUAACUUGUGGUUAUUACAAUUUUUCCCCACUGUUUGAAGGAUUGUGUGUAUCUACUCCCCAAUAUUUUUUAUUUAUUUACCUGUACAAAAACAUAAUUAUGGCUUCUCAAAAUAUCGAUCCAUUAUCAGCAACAGUUGCUCCAGAAACGUCGCGUAAGAGUUCCGAAGAUAAUCAUAAACCAGAAACGGGACAGCACAGUGUUAGCAAAAGGCUCCAACAAGAACUUAUGAAGUUAAUGAUGUCUGGUGAUAAAGGAAUAUCAGCUUUCCCUGAUGGAGACAACUUGUUCAGGUGGAUUGGAACUAUUGUUGGAGCAGAUGGAACUGUAUAUGAAGGGUUAAUAUAUAAACUUGUUCUGGAGUUCCCCAGCAGUUACCCAUACACUGCUCCCAUUAUUAGGUUUGACACUCCUUGUUUUCAUCCCAAUGUUGAUACACAGGGCAACAUUUGUCUUGAUAUUUUAAAGGAGAAGUGGACAGCACUGUAUGAUGUUAGGACAGUACUGCUGUCUCUUCAGUCACUUCUUGGAGAACCAAAUAUUGAUAGUCCUUUGAAUACACAUGCAGCAGAACUUUGGGAAAACCCAACUCAAUACAAGAAAGUGCUUUUGGAAAAAUAUGAUAAAGAAGUGAGAAAAAAAGGUCAAUUUUGAUUUUAUUUUAACAUUUAUGUAAUAAUCCUGGAAUUUUGCUAAUAAAAAGAAAUUCUUCAUGUUACUGUAGUUGAUUUAGUUCUGAGGUAUUUGUAUUGUUCCACAUCUUUCCAGUUUAAUAUGUAGUACUUUAAUUGUAUAAUAUAUUUAAUUAUUCUUAUGCUCUGUAUAAGGUCAUAUUUCUCAUGAGAUUGAAAUACAAAAAUAAAAUUUCACAACUUCAUUUAUUUAACACAUACCUCCUUGUAUUAUCACCUCAAUAACUGUAUCCAGUAUGUAUUAUGGUCAGUCUCUCAGUAAUGUAUUGGUUGAAUGUUAAAGGGGAUAUUUUGAUCCUUAUGUUUAUAAAGUAUUUCUAGUGCCUUUUUUUUUUUCAAACAUCAUCACCAGUAUAUAAGCAAUAUGUUUUAUUUCCCGUAUGAAUUAAUUACAUCGCUACUUUAAAAAUAUUUUUAUGUGGACUUAUGAUCGCUUAGAAGUGUUUGCAUUGGACAUGCUUGAUGUGAUUUAAAUUUCUUUCUUUCAGUACAGAUUUAAUAUUUUUUUAUGUGUAGAAUAUUUUUAAUAAGUAUUGAUUGUAUUUUUUUCAGAUGAAUAUUUAUAAAAAUUAAUUUUCUAAUGUUGUCUCUCAUUUCUAUUAACAUUUGACCAAUUUUUGUUAAAAUUGAUUCUUUGCAAUUUUAGAAAGUUAUGGAUUUCAUAUGUAGGCAUUAGAACACAUUCUAUACACAUCUGACAAAAAAAAUAUAAGCCUUUGUGUAAAACAUCUUUCUGUAAUUAUCACUUUAUUUCUUCCAUUAUUCUUAAGUUCUACGGAAAGCUUAACAUAUUAUUCAUUUGUUUAUCUUCAGAAUGAUUACAACUUUUGGUAUUGUUUCUGUAAUAAAAUUUUAACAAUAAGUAAGAAGUUUUAAUAGCAUGUUUAGUUAAGUUUUGAAUAUUAAAAACAAGCAGUGUAACUUACCUCCAUUGUGUAAAUAUUAUUUCAUUUGAACUUUAAUAAGUAUUAAAGUGGUAAAUUGUGCCAUAUAAUUUUUGGCAAAAGCAUUAAAGUCAUCAUUUGCAACCUGUUUGAUUAACAAUGUGUAUUUGUGUAUGUUAUUAUUACUCUUAUGAAUUGAUCAUUUGUACUGUUUUCUGUAUACUUUUUUUUACUUAAUAAAAUUCAUUGCUGAUUAAUGGAAAA
Molecule: messenger RNA, 1929 nt
Organism: Limulus polyphemus (Atlantic horseshoe crab)
Lineage: Eukaryota; Metazoa; Arthropoda; Merostomata; Xiphosura; Limulidae
Product: ubiquitin-conjugating enzyme E2 C-like
Exons: 5
Coding region: 189-743 (184 amino acids)
Source: RefSeq, a predicted model, not a curated record